AUGGCCAAGGCUAAGGCUGUGAAGCCCACCAAGGGCGCCGUCGCUGAGACCCCCAAGAAGACCGCCGUCAAGGAGGGCCGCGUCACCAAGCCGUCUCAGACCCCCAAGGCGAAGGCUAAGGAGACUGCCAAGGCCGCCGCCUCGAAGUCCGACAAGAAGAGCAAGAAGACGAAGAAGGAGCCUACGCCUGAGCCCGAGUCCGACAGCGACGAGGAGAUGACCAGCGGCAGCUCCGACUCCAGCGACAGCGAGUCCGACUCCGAGCCCGAGACCAAGCCGGCCCCUAAGGCCAAGGGCGCUGCCGCCAAGAAGCAGGAGUCCUCUGACUCUUCCAGCGAGAGCGACAGCAGUGACAGCGACAGCGACAGCGAAGAGGCUGCUGCUCCCGUCAAGGCCAACGGCACUGCCAAGAAGGCGGCUGCCAAGGACGACUCCAGCAGCGAGUCGGAGUCUGACAGUGACUCUGACUCUGAGUCUUCUGACGAGGCUCCUGCCCCUAAGAAGGCCGCUGCUAAGGCUGAGUCUGAGAGCGACAGCGACUCCGACUCUGACUCCGACUCUGAGGAGGAGGCCCCCAAGGCCAAGAAGGCCUCCAAGGCCGAGGAGUCUGACUCUUCGGACUCUGACUCGUCUGACUCCGAUUCUGACAGUGAUGAGGAGGGCUCUGAGGAGACCAGCUCCUCCGAGGAGGCGCCUUCUAAGAAGCGCAAGGCUGAGGCUGAGACUGCCUCUGCCACCAAGAAGAGCAAGACUGAGGAUGGCCCUGGCUCUGCCAACCUGUUCGUUGGCAACCUGAGCUGGAACGUUGAUGAGGACUGGCUCCGCCGUGAGUUCGAGGAGUUCGAGCCUAAGGCUGUCCGCAUCGUCACCGACCGCGCCACUGGCAGGUCCAAGGGAUUCGGUUAUGUUGAAUUCGAGAGUGUUGAGGCUGCUACCGCUGCUCUCAACGCUAAGAAGGGCGCUGACCUCGAUGGCCGCCCGCUCAACCUUGACUUCAGCACUCCUCGCCCUGAAGGCCAGAACCCCAGGGACCGCGCCAACGACCGCGCCCAGAGGCACGGUGAUACUCCCAGCAGGCCCUCCGACACCAUCUUCGUCGGCAACCUGUCCUUCAACGCUACCCCCGACAGCGUCACCGAGCUCUUCCAGGAGUACGGCACCAUCACCCGUGUCUCCCUCCCCACAAAGCCUGAGGAUGGCAUGCCUAAGGGCUUCGGUUACGUUGGCUUCAGCUCCGUCGACGAGGCGAAGAGUGCUUUCGAUGCUCUCCAGGGUGCCGACCUUGAUGGUCGCCCUGUCCGCCUGGACUUCGCUGCUCCUCGCGACAACAACAACGGCGGUGGCCGCGGCGGCUUCGGCGGUCGUGGCGGUGGCCGUGGUGGUGGCCGUGGUGGUUUCGGUGGCCGCGGUGGCGGUCGUGGCGGUGGUCGUGGUGAUUUCGGCGGCCGUGGUGGUGGUCGCGGCGGCCGCGGUGGCUCGACCAACCGUGGCGGUUUCGGCGACUUCAAGGGCAAGAAGAUCUCUUUCGACUAA
Lasiodiplodia theobromae is the source of this 1533-nucleotide messenger RNA. RefSeq names its product Nucleolin protein nsr1. Lineage: Eukaryota; Fungi; Ascomycota; Dothideomycetes; Botryosphaeriales; Botryosphaeriaceae. The transcript is spliced from 3 exons. Gene Ontology annotation, cellular component: cytosol. Gene Ontology annotation, molecular function: mRNA binding. Bases 1 to 1533 code for a protein of 510 amino acids. The record is from RefSeq and is a predicted model, not a curated record.